AAUGUCUUUGCUGAGUGGUUUUACCUGAAAAUCUUGCCACUGUGGAACUUCUUCACCUGCAGGCUCACUGCGUCUGCACUGUCAUGUUUAUUACUGAGAGGAGUAUCAUGCUGCUGUUGAGAGCAUUAACCUGCACAAAGCUGAAGUCACCGACACACCUGGCAGCCUUUUGUGUGUUGGUGUCGGUUGCACUGCUUCUGUAUCACCAUCCAUUUUUACUGCUCCAGUGGCGUCAGAAACCUGCCGAGAAAAACAAGACCGCUAUUUUACCUCUGGAUAUGGCGACCGAAUCCAUCGAUGACAUGUUUGACGGCUGUCGCUCUGAAGCCGCCUCCAUGAUCGACCUGUUUGGGAUGUUUGAGUGGCGCUUCAACAGAAACUUCAGUUACGCCUGGGCUGUAGCAGAAAGGAAUGCAAAGAAACCUGCGCACACACAGCUGAAAGACGACCAUGCUGUCGCUUUGCACAUGUACACACAAAUGAAAUUUAUCCAGCAGGAAUUCAACAAAGCGGUGCAAACAGGGAAACACGAGUACAACACUUACAGAUUUAGAUUCCACUAUUUGUACUUCUACCUCACUGAUGCUGUCAAAGUUCUGCGUCAAAAUUCAACAUCGUGCAGAACCACCUACCACAGGACAGAGACGCACUUUAACCACAAUGUCAUCAACACAAACAUGCGUUUUGGUGCUUUCACCUGGGCGUCUUUGAGCAAGCAGACAUUUCCCUUUAACGGCAACGUGUCAUGUUUUGAGAUCGACUCAUGCUUCGGUGCUGAUAUAACGUAUUACUCUGCGUCCAAACAGAUGGGACAGGUGCUGAUUCCUCCGUACGAGGUCUUCCAGAUCACCGACGUCCGAACAGAUGACCCGUGGUGCACCAUGGUCUACAAGCUGCAGAGCACCAAAACACAGAGGAACGAUCUAAACUGUAAAUUAAGCGACAGGGAAAUGAAAAAAUAUUUUGGGAAAGGUUUUACAAACUCAAAUACAAGCAGCCAUUUUUGGAUGAUUACAUCGUGCGUAAUAUUGUUGGCUAUCAUUUCGGCAGUCCUGAUAAAACACAGACAGAAGAGUUUUGUUGCAUCAUUGUUUGGUGCUCUGCUGGUGUGGGCCAUACUUUUGGUGACACUGAGAGUAAGUCUCUUAUUAAAGAGCAGUAGGUCAUGACCCCAGACUGUAUAGACAUAUGGACAACACGCCUCAACCUUCUUGUCUUGAACAAAUCCCCUCUGUGACGAGCAAUGACAUUUGAGGCCAGAUGUCUCGUCACUUCUGCAAAACCAAGAACGCAUAUUUAGCUUACCAGUAGAACAGUGAAGAUCCCUCAGGACAGCACAGUCCACAGCAGAACAGUAUCCUGUGCACACAUCGCUGCAGGAGCUGCAUUUGUUAACGGAGCUGUCAAUCAUGUCAUCAUGACCUCUGAUGCAGCCAGUCAGCAGGGGGAGCUCUCAAUCGUUUGGCUUCACUUGAACCGAGGUGUUGCGCCGUCCAUUAUUCAUAUAGAGUGUAUGGUUGUUUCCCUGAAAGCUCCUGUGACGAGUUUUUAGCUGGUCAUGAAAGAGACUAAAUUAAAUUCUGAUGCAUUUAUAUGAGCUUUGAAAAACAAACAAGACCAUCAGGAACAAGAUUGAUUAUAAUUAAAAGCCACAUAUUGUCCUCUUCUUUAACAAGUUUAAAUAAGUCUCAGAGCUCCCCAAAACAUGUCUGUGAAAUUUCUUGUUCUAAAUCCACUCUGAUCCUGUAUUUGAUCAUGCCUAUAAACCACUCUACUUGAUCAGAACAGGCUGUUUCUGUACCUUUAAAUGUAAAUGAGCAGUGUCUGACCACGCCCCCUCUCUUGAAGGGCUUGGGUGUCUCGGUCUUUCUCGCUCCAUGUCCUAUUGUUUACUGUGAGAAGGCAGACUCAGAGGGCAGAACAAACACCUAGCUGUGGGAGUGUCACCCACCUGGGGGAGGGGUUACUGCCCUUUGUGAUGUCAUGAAGGGAAAAUCUCCAAACGGCCUGUUUGAGCACACAUUUUCUGAAAAGUGGAGCAGGCAAAAGACGGAGAGGAUGAACUUUUCUCAUCAUUGGGGGGUUUGUUUACAGAGUAGGGCAUAUGUUAGAGUUAGAGAAACAUGGUGAAGAGUAUUUUGCAUAAAAUGUGGCCUUUAAAAAAGAGUUACAGCUGUUCAGUGUAAGAUUUCAGACACACUGAAACAGUCUUUGUUUACAGUUUCUAUGUUAAGGUUCAUGAGUGACAUGUUUGACAUCAAAGGAAAGAAUGAUGUGAUUUUUAUUCAGAAAACAUUGCUUACACAUUUCAGUUUUGUCCACAGGUGGGCGCCACGUUCAACACUAACUGACUGUUC
Labrus mixtus (cuckoo wrasse) is the source of this 2357-nucleotide messenger RNA. Its product is annotated as ecto-ADP-ribosyltransferase 4-like. Bases 84 to 1169 code for a protein of 361 amino acids. The transcript has 3 exons. NCBI's taxonomy places the organism in Eukaryota, Metazoa, Chordata, Actinopteri, Labriformes, Labridae. The record is from RefSeq and is a predicted model, not a curated record. Gene Ontology annotation, molecular function: NAD+-protein-arginine ADP-ribosyltransferase activity; NAD+ poly-ADP-ribosyltransferase activity.